Messenger RNA from Dentiscutata heterogama, 260 nucleotides. Lineage: Eukaryota; Fungi; Glomeromycota; Glomeromycetes; Diversisporales; Gigasporaceae. The record is from the annotation of a GenBank genome assembly.
AUCAGCAAAUAGAUGAACCACUAGAAGAAUUAGAUCUGUACUUAUCUUCACCUUCAUGGUCAUUAAAUAGAUGUCAGUUCCCUACUUUAGCAAAAAUAGCUUGUAAUUAUCUAGCUAUUCAAGGAACUAGUAUUCCUUGUGAAGAGAUAUUCUCUGUAGUAGCAGGAACAAUAACAAAAAUUAGAAAUCAUCUUCUUCCUGAAACAGCUUGUGCUUUGCUUUAUAUGAAAAGCUAUAUAGAGCAGAAUAUUUUGGAAUAG